AUGCCGUUCUUCCGUGAGACCUACGUGGAGCGCCAGCCCGCGGAGAGUCAGAACGACCGCAACGACCGGGCCAUCCGCCGGGUGGCGCAUUGGUACCGGCGCCACAUCGUGGGCCCAGAGGUGCUGCUGCUGACGGACGACCGCGCCUGCCAGCAGAAGGCGCGCCAGGAUGGCCUGGCGGCGCUUCGGGCGGCGGAGUUUGUGGAGCGUAUGCGCCCCAAGUUCCCAGAGGCGGGCGAGAAGCUGGCGCUGAGGGACGAGGAGGAGGACGCAUCUGCCACGCCUGUCCCGACGCCCCGGGGGCAGAAGAGGAAAGACUUCACGACGGUGCCGGGCUCCGUGUACCCAGCGCACUUGAAGGGCAGCGAGGUGGAGAAGGGCCUCAAGGAGCGGAAGCUCUUCCAAGGGGUGCUCCGGAUGCACAUGAACACCUGCCUGCACGGCAGCGUCACGUGCGGCGGCACGGAGGAGAUGGAGGUCUCCGGGCGCCUGGCGCUGAACCGCGCGAUCGACGGGGACAUUGUGGUCGUGGAGCGCCUGGAGGACGCGGAGAGCUUGGAGCGUGCGGACAAGAGGCUGCGCCGGGAGGUGGCGGAGGAGGAUUUCGGGGCCACCCAAAAGGCGCCCUCCGCGACGGACACCCUCAAGGAAGGCGCGGCGGCUCCGUCCUCGGAGCGCGCCAAGGGCCGCAUCGUGGGCAUCAUCAAGCGGAACUGGCGUGAGUAUUGCGGCACGCUGCGGCCUCUUCAUGCUGAGCGGCAGCAGGAGACUGGGCCGGACAACUACAACAAGUCGGACCGCAUCUUCAUUCCCACUGACGCGAGGCUUCCGAACAUCAUGAUCAAGACCCGGCACUCCACGAACCUGGAAAAUAAACGCAUCGUGGUGGUGCUGGACGGCUGGGACCGGUUCAGCCACUACCCUUCUGGACAUUGGACGAAGAUUCUGGGCCAGGUGGGCGACCGCAACAUCGAGAGCAUGGUGAUCCUUCAUGAGCACGGCGUCAUCACCCGGGAGUUCAGCGAGGCGGUGUAUCGCUGUCUGCCCGCCGCGCAUUGGCAGCCGGCCGCGGCGGAUCUCAAAGGCAGAGAGGAUUUGCGGAAGGUCUGCAUUUGCUCCGUGGACCCGCCUGGCUGCAAGGACAUCGAUGACGCGGUGUCGUGCGAGCCCUUGGCGAAUGGCAACUUUCGGGUCGGAGUCCACAUCGCGGAUGUCACCCACUUUGUGCACCCCGACACCGCCAUUGACCGCGAGGCUGCAGAGAGAUGCACCACAGCGCCUCGGCAUUGUCCUCUGUGA
This is a messenger RNA of Effrenium voratum, 1299 nucleotides long. The record is from the annotation of a GenBank genome assembly. Lineage: Eukaryota; Dinophyceae; Suessiales; Symbiodiniaceae.